CUCCGAUACCAAAGCUUUCAAAGCGUUGGUGGACUGAAUGAUAUAGAUCUAUCAUCCUACUGGAACUCUAGGAUCACUUUCCAGCUCGAUCCAUCAAUCUAGUUCUUUGGCAUCCAUCCAUUUGCAUAGAGUUAUCAUCCAUCAUGGAACUCCGGGUGAUCACAACACUAGUGCUAGCAUUGUGGGUUUCUGGAGCUUUCAGGCAUGGCUCCGGAGCUUCUCCUCGUGGGUCCUGGGAAUUGCUCGUCGAAAACUCCGGUGUAUCAGCCAUGCAUAUGCUCGUCUCACACACCAACAAAGUUCUCAUAUUCGACAGGACGGACUACGGACCCUCGGCGAUAAGGCUCCCGCACGGACGAUGCCGGAACGAUUCCUCGGAUCUCGCGCUCAAGAUCGACUGCUGGGCUCACUCGGUGGAGCUCCAAAUUCCCACUCGCAACAUUCGUCCCCUGGAAGUUCUUACAGAUACCUGGUGCUCCUCGGGGGCGUUUCGAGCCGAUGGUACGUUCACUCAAACAGGGGGAUGGAACGAUGGCGCUAGAGUCGUCCGCCACUACAACUUUUGCGAGGAUUGCAACUGGACCGAGCAGCCGGGAGGCCUCCAGAGGCCUCGAUGGUACGCCUCGAACCAGAUUCUUCCGGAUAAUCGCGUUAUAGUCGUCGGUGGUCGAGUGGCAUUCAGCUAUGAAUUCGUCCCUGGAGAUGGUCACCUCUACAGCCUUCCGUUUCUUCGCUCGACCAGCGAUGAGCGAUCCGAGAACAAUCUCUAUCCCUUCUUGCACCUCCUCCCGGACGGGAACCUGUUCGUCUUUGCAAACUCCGAGUCGAUUCUUCUCGACUACAAGAACAACAAGGUCGUCCGGUCCUACCCGAGUCUACCAGGCGGCGCGAGGAACUAUCCAGCGUCGGGAUCCUCGGUCAUGCUCCCGCUGCUCGCCUCGCAGAGAUUCCAGCGCGUGGAGGUGCUGAUCUGUGGUGGAGCUUCAAAGACGGCUUAUAAGCAAGCAUCGUCGGGGUCGUUCGAGACUGCUCUAAAAACUUGUGGGAGAAUGGUGGUGACGGACAAUAACCCAAGUUGGAUAUUGGAAGAGAUGCCACUUCCAAGGGUCAUGGGCGACAUGGUAAACUUACCAACCGGAGAAGUUCUCAUUAUCAACGGGGCUCAACAAGGCACCGCCGGAUGGAGAUUCGCGAGAAACCCAGCUUUGACACCACUCUUGUAUUCUCCCUCCUCAACUUCGUCAUCCAAGUUCACCACUCUAGCUUCCGCAAGUAUCCCACGCAUGUACCACUCCACAGCGAUUUUGCUACCGGAUACCAGAGUUCUCGUGGCCGGGAGCAAUCCAAACGUUGGCUAUGACUUUAGCGAAGUUUUGUUCCCCACGGAGCUGAGGAUCGAAGCUUUCAGCCCUCCAUACUUGGACUCGUAUUUCGAUGGUGUGAGAGCUGAAAUAAGUUCCAUGUCCAAGGUGGUGAUUGGAUACAACUCUCAGAUCACGAUCGAGUUCUCGGUCUCGGUAUUGGGCGACAUGGAAGCUACUUUAUAUGCUCCAGCCUUUGCGACACACGCGUAUUCCAUGAAUCAGAGGCUGCUCAAGCUGGAAUCGAGCUCGCCAGUACUUGAUGAGAAUUCUGGAUACUAUACGUUCGUAGUACGAGCGCCUCCUACAAAAACAAUAGCCCCUCCGGGGUAUUAUAUGCUUUUCAUUGUCAAUAGUGGAGUCCCCAGCACAGGGAAAUGGAUACAAAUGCUCUAGUCUAUAGGCAAUUUUUAUUCUUUCACAUGAAUUUUACAAGGGA
Molecule: messenger RNA, 1800 nt
Organism: Selaginella moellendorffii
Lineage: Eukaryota; Viridiplantae; Streptophyta; Lycopodiopsida; Selaginellales; Selaginellaceae
Product: aldehyde oxidase GLOX
Exons: 1
Coding region: 144-1757 (537 amino acids)
Source: RefSeq, a predicted model, not a curated record